Messenger RNA from Triticum aestivum (bread wheat), 816 nucleotides. RefSeq lists its product as uncharacterized. Lineage: Eukaryota; Viridiplantae; Streptophyta; Magnoliopsida; Poales; Poaceae. The record is from RefSeq and is a predicted model, not a curated record.
GCGAGCAUGGAGGUGGAGGCGGUGAGGUGCGAGUGCUGCGGCUUCACGGAGGAGUGCACGCCGGAGUACAUCGCGGCGGUGCGGGCCGAGUACAUGGGCCGCUGGGUCUGCGGGCUCUGCGCGGAGGCCGUGGGCGACGAGAUCCGCCGCGCGGGCGCCCGGGGCCAGCGCGCCAUCACCACGGCCGAGGCGCUCGACCGGCACGGCGCGUUCGCGCGGGAGGCGCCGCGCGCGCCCGGGAAGAAGGCGUCCGAGGAGCUCGUGGCGGCCGUGUCGCGCCUGCUCCGGCGCUGCCUCGACUCGCCGCCGGCGUCCCCCGCCGCGCCGCAGGGGCGCAAGGUGGCCGCGGGGCCCCGGUGCACGGACGCCGAGGAUGCGUGAUCGAUCGCCCGGCCGGAGGCGAAGGAUAGCUAGCCAGCUCGUGGUGGUUGCUGUUGCUGUUGCCAAUGAUUGGGCAAAGGCGUCAAGAAUAAUACGUACUUCGGGCGGGGGCAUGUGCCUUGCGUGGCUUGGCUGCCGUCCUGAAGAAUGAAUAAUUUGCGUCCUAGCUCAUGAUUGCUCGAGACAGGAGCCGUCAAGCUCCGUAUGAUCCAGCAUGAAGUUAUUACGUAAUGUAGCAUUUGUAGUAGUAUCCGGUUGUGUUGAGUAAGUAGUAUUAGCUCAGGCUUCGGCUACGCAUUGUAGUCACUCUGUACAAAAGUAUUGUACUGGAGUUAUGCAGGCUUCUUGUGAGGUUUUUAGACGGGAGAGCAUGUAAAGUAGUAUUGCCUUAAUUGUCUACUCCCUCCGUCUCAUAAUAUAAGAACGUUUUUUAUA